AGGCUUUCUGACCCGGAAUGGAGGAGGCGGAGGAGCUGCUCUUGGAGGGGAAGAAGGCGCUGCAACUCGGUGAGUGACCUGCGAUGUCCGCGACCCUCAACCUUGGCCCAGCCCGCGAGCCGCGCCUGGGCCUGGACUUAGGAUGGAACCCUUCCGGAGAAGGCUGUACGCAGGGCCUCAAAGACGUCCCACCCGAGCCGACCCGAGACAUCCUCGCUUUAAAGAGCCUUCCCCGGGGCUUGGCCCUUGGCCCCUCACUCGCCAAGGAACAGCGCUUGGGGGUCUGGUGUGUCGGGGACCCCCUGCAGCCCGGCCUGCUGUGGGGGCCGCUGGAAGAGGAGUCUGCCUCCAAGGAGAAGGGCGAGGGAGUAAAGCCACGGCAGGAGGAGAACCUGUCAUUAGGCCCAUGGGGAGACGUGUGUGCCUGUGAGCAGAGUUCUGGCUGGACUAGCUUGGUACAACGGGGCAGGCUGGAGAGUGAGGGAAAUGUGGCCCCAGUGCGGAUCAGCGAGAGGCUUCAUCUGCAAGUGUACCAGCUGGUGCUGCCAGGCUCUGAACUGCUGCUGUGGCCCCAGCCUUCCUCUGAGGGCCCAAGUCUCACCCAGCCUGGGCUGGACAAAGAGGCAGCUGUAGCAGUGGUGACAGAAGUGGAGUCUGCUGUACAGCAGGAAGUGGCCUCCCCUGGGGAGGAUGCAGCAGAACCUUGCAUAGAUCCUGGUUCCCAGUCACCCUCUGGCAUCCAGGCAGAGAAUAUGGUGAGCCCUGGACUUAAGUUCCCAACCCAGGACCGAAUUUCCAAGGAUAGCCAGCCACUUGGCCCAUUGCUUCAGGAUGGCGACGUGGAUGAGGAAUGCCCGGCCCAGGCACAGAUGCCACCUGAACUUCAGAGCAAUUCGGCUACCCAGCAGGACCCAGAUGGCAGUGGAGCCAGUUUCUCAUCUUCUGCCAGGGGCACCCAGCCGCAUGGCUACCUGGCCAAGAAGUUACACAGCCCCAGUGAUCAGUGCCCACCCAGAGCAAAGACCCCAGAGCCUGGAGCCCAGCAGUCUGGCUUCCCUACACUCUCGCGGAGCCCUCCUGGCCCAGCAGGAAGCUCCCCAAAGCAGGGGCGACGGUACCGGUGUGGAGAGUGUGGCAAGGCAUUCCUACAGCUGUGCCACCUAAAGAAGCACGCAUUUGUGCACACGGGCCACAAGCCCUUUCUUUGCACUGAGUGUGGCAAGAGCUAUAGCUCAGAGGAGAGCUUCAAAGCCCAUAUGCUGGGCCACCGUGGGGUGCGGCCCUUCCCCUGUCCACAAUGCGACAAGGCCUAUGGCACCCAGCGAGACCUCAAAGAGCACCAGGUGGUACAUUCAGGUGCCCGGCCCUUUGCUUGUGACCAGUGUGGCAAGGCCUUUGCCCGCCGGCCCUCCCUGCGGCUGCAUCGCAAGACCCACCAGGUGCCAGCUGCCCCUGCCCCUUGCCCAUGCCCUGUGUGUGGGCGGCCCCUGGCCAACCAGGGCUCCCUGCGGAACCAUAUGAGGCUCCAUACAGGAGAAAAGCCUUUCCUGUGCCCGCACUGUGGCCGGGCGUUUCGUCAGCGGGGCAACCUGCGUGGGCAUUUGCGGCUCCACACCGGGGAGCGUCCUUACCGCUGCCCACACUGUGCCGAUGCCUUCCCCCAGCUGCCUGAACUGCGGCGCCAUCUCAUCUCACACACCGGGGAGGCCCACUUGUGCCCGGUGUGUGGCAAGGCCCUCCGAGACCCACACACGCUCCGAGCUCACGAGCGCCUGCACUCCGGAGAGAGGCCCUUUCCCUGUCCCCAGUGUGGCCGUGCUUACACGCUGGCCACCAAGCUGCGGCGCCACCUCAAAUCUCACUUGGAGGACAAGCCCUACCGCUGCCCCACCUGUGGCAUGGGCUACACCCUCCCGCAGAGCCUCAGGCGGCAUCAGCUCAGUCACCGGCCUGAGGCACCCUGCAGCCCACCCUCUGUGCCUUCUGCUGCUUCUGAGCCCACUGUGGUGCUCCUGCAGGCUGAGCCACAACUGCUGGACACACACAGAGAGGAGGAAGUCUCCCCCGCCAGGGAUGUUGUUGAGGUCACCAUUUCAGAAAGCCAGGAGAAGUGCUUUGUGGUGCCAGAGGAGCCAGAUGCCGCCCCCAGCCUGGUGCUAAUCCAUAAGGACAUGGGCCUCGGCGCCUGGGCAGAGGUGGUGGAGGUGGAGAUGGGCACCUGACAGCUUUGCCUUUUGCUGACACAGCUCCAUAAAGACUCGUGCUUUCUCA
This is a messenger RNA of Homo sapiens (human), 2271 nucleotides long. It is a transcript of the gene ZNF408, whose product is annotated as zinc finger protein 408. Gene Ontology annotation, cellular component: nucleus. The record is from RefSeq and is marked reviewed. The transcript has 5 exons. The coding region runs from base 84 to 2222 and encodes 712 amino acids. NCBI's taxonomy places the organism in Eukaryota, Metazoa, Chordata, Mammalia, Primates, Hominidae.